ACAAAUAAAGUUUUUUUGUAGUGACGUCAUUUUCCGCAGAGACAGCUGAUGUCUUCCGCUCCUUCUCCGAACUGCUCUUGAAUACAUGUUGACGUACAUACUGUUAGACCUGGUUUUAGCUCGAUAAAGGUAGACAGUAUGUUGCACAGAGAAAGAAUACCGCUCCUAUGGCUUUUUAUGCACGCUGCGCUCGUCGUGGCGUGGUGUUUCACUGAUAUGGAAACGGGGCCUGGCGCAGGUGUAUCGACACAGCCGAACGGAGAUCGGUUCAAAAUCGAGGGAAGAGCAAUUGUUCCGGGGAUUAAAACACAAGACUGGGUCUCUUCGGCAAGAGUCCUGGUGGAAGGUGAAGAAUACGUGGGAUUCUUGAGAACUGAUGGGAGUUUUGCUGUGAAUGACGUCCCCUCAGGAUCCUAUGUUGUGGAAAUUGUCAGUCCUAAUUACAGAUUUGAACCAGUGCGUGUAGAUAUCACAUCAAAAGGCAAAAUGAGGGCCCGUCUUGUGAACUACAUCAAGACUUCAGAGGUUAUUCGUCAACCAUAUCCACUUCAAAUCAGGGCGAAUGGCCCUCAGAGCUACUUCAUGAAGAGAGAAACCUGGGGCUGGACCGACUUCCUCAUGAACCCAAUGGUUAUGAUGAUGGUUCUGCCCCUGCUGAUCAUUGUUCUGCUCCCCAAGGUGGUCAACACCAAUGACCCGGAGAUGAGAAAGGAGAUAGAGCAGUCCAUGAACAUGCUGAGUCCCAACCCUGAGCUUCCAGACGUCUCUGAGCUCGUGACCAAGUUCUUCUCGGGCUCCAAGGGCUCCAGCAAGGCAGGCGGCGGCAGCAAGGGCACCAGGCCAGCUGUCAAGAGGAGGUAGUACUGUACCUCCACUCAGUCUGCCUAAUGAAGCUUGAGUUACACCAUGGAAGCAAGGUUUUUAAGUGUCUUUUUUUUUUUUUCAUCUGGGUCUAUUGUACAGUUUUCUUUAUUGAUAGAUGUUUUGAGCACAUCUUGAUUUCUAAUAUGCUAAUAUAAACUGAGAAAAAAAACAAGAUUAUUUUUUUUUCAUACUGCACUGAUAUAAAUUUCCUAAUCCCUGCGGUAGCUGUUAUCCUUAAUUUGCUCUACACUUUGUACAUCACGCUCUAUUAGUCAUCAAACUUUUCUGUGCUAACCCUCCAGUGAGCAUUUUUCCGCUGCUGCUAAUUCCACUACCUGAAAGAGAACAUAUAUACAGAGAUUUUCUUGUUUUUUCAAUGUCAGUGAUACGACUGUGAAUGAAAAUGAAUUGAAUUUUAAGACUGAUAAAUUCUUAUUUAAAAGCCUAGAUAAAUAAAUUGCAAUGGUAUAUGGUAUAUAACGGCUGUGUUUUUAUUUCAGACCAUGUUGUUUGAGAGUGGACACCUCGAUUAUGAACCUUCUCAUCUUUUGAAUUAUUGUGUGCCGUACUGUAUGGCCAGAAUUCACACACUAUGAUGUGAUGUGCCUGAGGUGUAAUGAAUUAAAAUGAGAGUUGCUGUUAGUUCAAAGGAUGAGCAAGUUGUGUGGUUGCUCUCAAGAUCAUCAGAGUGUAACUGGCUACAUUUAAUAAAUCGGACAGUAAAGUCCAUAUUAAAGUCAUAA
Molecule: messenger RNA, 1607 nt
Organism: Scatophagus argus
Lineage: Eukaryota; Metazoa; Chordata; Actinopteri; Scatophagidae
Gene: emc7b
Product: ER membrane protein complex subunit 7b
Exons: 5
Coding region: 139-861 (240 amino acids)
Cellular component (GO): EMC complex
Molecular function (GO): carbohydrate binding
Source: RefSeq, a predicted model, not a curated record